This is a messenger RNA of Cebus imitator (Panamanian white-faced capuchin), 3430 nucleotides long. RefSeq names its product epithelial stromal interaction 1 (gene EPSTI1). NCBI's taxonomy places the organism in Eukaryota, Metazoa, Chordata, Mammalia, Primates, Cebidae. The record is from RefSeq and is a predicted model, not a curated record. The transcript has 11 exons. Bases 489 to 1412 code for a protein of 307 amino acids.
UUGAGAUGAUUUUAGCUACUGACCUAAUCUCUGGUAUUUUAAGGUUAAUAUUUUUUACAGUCUCAAAUAUCCAGCGGUAACCUUAAAUUAGAGUUACCUGUUAAACAGUUUCUCAAGUAUCUUUCAGAAUUGCAGUCACUUUACGGGCUAAUCCCUCAACAAGUGUCCGUGGCUGGUCACAGUUAUUCUGAUUAACCUCUAAGUUGAUUGUGAGACUUUAAACGGUCUCACCUGUAGUGGACCAAGCCAGCUCAAGUCAACAUCCCCCCAGCUGCUAACCCGCGGUAAGGCCGGAGGGCGCCUCAGUGGAGAAAGGACGGGGAAAUUCUCUGGGGCGGGCGCAGUCUGCAGCUGAUACCGAGAAACCGAAACUCAGCUGUUAAAACCGCUGCCCUUGCACUUUGGAAUCGCAUCUCGAGACUCGCUAGGCGCCCCAGCCGCAUCCCUUAGGCAGCGGCCGGCGGCCCGGGACCUGCGGGCUGUGAACCAUGUAUACCCGCAGCAGAGUGGUGAGCUCCGGGCUCGGCGCCUCCCCGGCCUCCCGCCCGGCCCGGGACCCCCGGGACCCUUAUGGGCAGCACGGGGACCUGGGCCCGCUGCAAGACCAGAGACGGGGUUUGGAGGCAGCCGCCGAGAGCCCUUCGCGGGAGAGCAUCGUGCAAGCGGGUCAGAGGCACACAAGUGCCUAUACCUUGAUAGCACCAAACGUAAACCGAAGAAAUCAGAUACAAAGAAUUGCAGAGCAGGAGCUGGCCAACCUAGAGAAAUGGAAGGAGCAGAACAGAGCUAAACCAGUUCACCUGGUGCCCAGGCGACUAGGUGGAAGCCAGUCAGAAACUGAAGUCAGACAGAAACAACAACUCCAGCUGAUGCAAUCUAAGUACCAGCAAAAGCUAAAAAGAGAAGAAUCUGUAAGAAUCAAGAAGGAAGCUGAAGAAGCUGAACUCCAAAAAAUGAAGGCAAUUCAGAGAGAGAAGAGCAACAAACUGGAGGAGAAAAAAAGGCUUGAAGAAAACCGUAGAAGAGAAGCAUUUAGAGAGCAUCAGCAAUACAAAACUGCUGAGUUCUUGAGCAAACUGAACACAGAAUCUCCAGGCAGAAGUGCCUGUCAAAGUGCUGUUUGUGGCCCACAAUCCUCAACAUGGGACAGAAGCUGGGCUUAUAGAGAUUCUCUAAGGGCGGAAGAAAACAGAAAAUUGCAAAGGAUGAAGCAUGAACAACAUCAAAAGAGUGAAUUACUGGAACUUAAGCGGCAGCAGCAAGAGGAAGAAAGAGCCAAAAUCCACCAGACUGAACACAGGAGGGUAAAUAAUGCUUUUCUGGACCGACUCCAAGGCAAAAGUCAACCAGGUGGCCUCGAGCAAUCUGGAGGCUGUUGGAAUAUGAAUAGCAGUAACAGCUGGGAUAUAUGAGAAAAUAUGGACUCUCAUCUGGCUUUCGUCAGCUGACCUUGAAAAGCCUCAUGAAAUGCUUCUUAAUGUGAUUUUGUUCAGCCUCACUGUUUUUGCCUUGUUUCCAACUGUCUACCCACUUGACUGAUCAGUCAGGAAUGACUGGUUUCUCCCUGUCCUCAUUUAUGCAUGUUUGCAGGAGCUGAUUACUGAACUCAUUUAAUUUCUACUGCCAGUGAAAUGCUACAUUAUUUUUUUAAUUGGAAGUAUAAUUAGAGUAAUGUUGGUAAGGUAAAAAAUAAGGGGGUCACUUGACGCUCUCAGGUUCAUAGAGUUGUGGGUGCUACAGGCUUGUCUCUCUAAGUGACAAAGUCUUAUUGAAUCCUCAGAUCAGGUUUUGGAAAGCUUUGGGGGGUCUUUUUAGAUUUUAAUCCAUACUUUCUUAUCUGUGGUAUAAAUAUGCACAAAAGAAAAAAUUUGAUGUCUUAUAUUCUUUUAAACAAAUUAUAAAUAAAUUUUGAACUACUUCUGUAUAAAUGGGUCAUUUUUAUUUUUAAUGAAAAUUAUUGGAUUUUCUCUCUUGAAGUGUCUCAUUUUAAUAUCCCCUUUCCAGGUCAUAUCAAUCAAAUAUAGUACUGUCAUUACUAUCGGCUCUUGUUUUGGUCUUGACUUACUAAUAGUGUACCCUGAUUUUCAGAAGGGGACAUUUUAUCUCCAGAAAGGCCAAUGUUUGAGUGCAAAUCAACUAGACACAAAUAUAGACAUCACAUGUGGUUUUUAGGUGUUUCAGAAACUAGUCUUGUCUUUGCUGUGUGUAAGCUAUUUCUUAUUGCUAAUUCAGGUGGCUUUCUUACUCACUUCUGUGACCUCGAACCAGUUUACAGACCCUAAAGUGUAAGAGUAUUGAUUUUCUAUGCUGUGUAAUCUAGCUCAAUCCCUCUGUCCCCUCUGCCUCACCAUCCCCCAGCCACUACAUUGUACAGUGAAAGCAUUGCAUUCAACCCUAGAAUAAAGGUAAACACAACAAAUCAUCUUUGCAGCUGGACAACUAAUAAUACUUUGCGGCAUUAAGAGAUCUUCUGUGUUACCAAUCAUUGUUGAAAUUAACUUUCCAAAUCUCUUUAUUGAGGAAGACAUGGGGAUUUGAGAUUCUUGGGCCAAGAUACAUAACUAAGGGGUUCACCGAACUAGGCAAGGGUGCGCUAGGAAAGGGCCACAUUGGUGGGUGGGGGGCGGGGUGAUAGAACAGAUGGUGCUCAGGCAGUUUCUCUGGAGUAAAUAAUGCAGGUAUUCUUGGUUUCCCUCUCGUCUGCCAGCUGAAGCUCUGUUAGUGCUGUUGACAAAUAUAAGAUGUUGGGUCCAUUUGAAAUCCUUGUCAUUGCCUCAUAUGGGGAAACUAAAUCUCCCAGUCUGAUUGGAAACAUCACCAAACUGAUUGUAAAUGUGUGGCUGUAGUAAGCAUUUUACUGUGUUGGCAUGCAGCCAUGUUGGCCCUACACCUGCCAGCCUGGCUACCUUACGGUCAUGUUCUGAUUUUUGUGUCUAUGCUUGGUGUCCUUCACUUGCUGCAUUUUCCAGCAUGCAACCAGGAGUUGCUGCAGGAACAGGGACACUUUCUUGCUUUGAAGCUCUCAGGAAAGUUGGUGUCAAUUUUUCUUCCACUGCCUGGCCUACCUUGCACUCCCAAACAAAGAUUUUGUGCAGAUGCGUAGUUUCAUUUUUUAAAGAUUGUGCAGGUAUGGAAAAUUGUGAUUUCAUGACCAAAACUAUCUGUAAUAUGUGUGGGGAUGUAAACAUCUUGCUUGAUCAAUUAUCUAUGUAGGCAGAGGUAACCAGGAGCUAAGCAGGAGUUGGUGCCUAAGGGAGCCUACCACGUUACUUCUCACAUUUAAUCUGCCACAUUAAAUCAGUUGGAAUAAAACCUGAUUCAUAGGUAACUCUGGACAGGAAAUCCCAAAGUUCCACCAUUUCUAUGCUGAAUUUUAACGUCCCUCUCUUUUUUAGAAAAUAAAAACAAGAAACAAAUGGUUCCAAACCCA